Molecule: messenger RNA, 1301 nt
Organism: Cynara cardunculus var. scolymus (artichoke)
Lineage: Eukaryota; Viridiplantae; Streptophyta; Magnoliopsida; Asterales; Asteraceae
Product: protein SEH1
Exons: 8
Coding region: 44-1024 (326 amino acids)
Biological process (GO): positive regulation of TORC1 signaling; cellular response to amino acid starvation
Cellular component (GO): Seh1-associated complex; nuclear pore outer ring
Molecular function (GO): structural molecule activity; protein binding
Source: RefSeq, a predicted model, not a curated record
GGGGAUAAUCGAGAAACAGAGAAACCCUAGAAAGUAGAUUUUAAUGGAGAAAUCAGUGGCAACGUUGGAUAAAGGGACGAUAUGUUCUUCAUGGAAUUACUGUGGACAAAGAUUGGCUACUGGUUUGAUCGAUGGAACAAUAGCCAUCUUCGAUACUAGUGAUCCAGCUUCUUCAUUCUUCACAUCCACUUAUAAAUUCAAGGUUAAUGAGGGAAGCAUUGUAAAAGUUGUCUGGGUUCCUCCAGAGAACGGUGAUGCAAUUGCUUGCAUAUGUUCCAAUGGGAGUUUGUUAAUUUGGGAAGAGAUCGCAGAAGUAGAGAGUGAGCCUGUUCGAUGGAAGCAAUGCAAAAGCUUUGGGGGAUCCUUGGAUCAAGUUAUAGAUUGUCAAUUUGGGAACUCCAUCACAAGUUUGAAAUUGACAAUUGCUUAUUCAAAUGGCAAUGUAAAAGUCUAUGAGAUCUUAGAUCCAAUGGAACUGAAGGACUGGCAACUUCAGGCUGAAUUUCAGAAUGUUACAGAUGCAGUAACGAAAUGUGGAAAGGCUUUGUGUUCGUCUGCAUCUAUUUCUUGGAGCCCUCACAGAAGUGAAAGCCGUCCUGCAAGUUUUGUGUUGGGCUUCACCUCAGACACUCCACAACUAAAUUCGCCCAAGGUAUGGGAAUUUGACCAAGAUCAUCAAAGAUGGCUUCCGGUUGCAGAAUUAGCAGAGCCUGGUGACAAUGGUGAUGAGGUGUAUGCUGUAGCAUGGGCUCCAAAUAUUGGAAGGCCAUUUGAGUUGAUAGCUGUUGCAACAUCCAAGGGCAUUUCAAUAUGGCAAAUGGCUUCAAAUCCUGACCCUGAUGGAAGGCUUUCAAUUGAGAAGGUUAUGACGUUCCCUUGCCAUGACAACAAGGUUUGGCAGAUGGAGUGGGAUAUGAGCGGGAUGACACUAGCAACUACUGGUAGUGACGGGAGGGUGAGAUUAUGGCAAUCCAACCUUAAUGGAGUUUGGCACGAACAAGCUGUCAUUGAACCCAUCACAUAAGCUUCAUGUUUCCUCUAAUGUUUACAGACCAAAUGGAGACAUAUGUAUUCAUCGUCAGUAUUCUAAAAGUUUCUUGCAAGUAUUGUUAAUAGCACUUCCUUUUGUGUUCCAUUUUCCUGAUUAUUGAUGCACAUCUCUUUUGAUUAGUACUCGCACAUUGCACUUUAAGUUUGAUGGAAAAUUGAUCAUUUUUUCUCUAAAUAUGUAUUUUUGAAGUAUAUAUUGGAUGAGUUACCUGCUCGGUAUUUUUCAUAUAUAAACUAUUCAAUCUCAUCCU